AUGCCAACUACGGAUUGUUUUUCUCAUGAAAAUGAUGCAACAGAUAAAAAUGGGUCAUGCACACAGUCAACAACACAUCAAGAUUUACGUAGUGAAUCGCAGGGAGAUCCAUUGUACAAGAUGAGAAGAGGACUUUUUGGGCGAAGUGCUUCAUAUUUGCAGGGUGACUCAGAAAGCAGUCAAAAAAAUGGAGCAAAUGAGGAGUCGUCAGGAAGUAAGGAGAAAGUGAGCGAAUCAGACAAUAAUAGUUUGCAUGGACCGAUGGAAGUGGACAUUGAAAAUGCAGGAACGACGAUCAGUGUAGGCAAGGAUGUAACUGAACCAAGCAGUUCGGUUGUCAAUGAACAGAAAACAGAUGAUGUAGAUAUAACUAGAGAUCAAAAACAUCUCUCAGACGCUACAGAGCGAAAUCAAAAGAAGGACAUUGAAUUCGAGAAGGGGCGAAAUGACACAGACCAAACUCAGAUGGGCACAGUAACAACUAUAACAACAAAUACGGAGUGCAUAUUUGAAUUGAAAGGAGAGUCCAUUGAAGAAAGUCAUAUUAAAAUUCAUAAAGAAGAGAGCAGUGUUUCCGUUGUAACUGGAACUGAUGGCGGUAUAGAACAUAAUGAAGGAAAAAAUGACAGUUCAAUUCCGGAUGAAGUGACAACACCAGUCACUGAAACAGAUGGUUCAAAUGGACCAGAAGGUACAUCUGAUGCUGAGGCAAAUGAUGCAAUUGCUGAAGAAGCUGGAAAAGUGAAAUUAAUUGGGAAACUCCCAAAAAGUAGAAGCAAGGAACAAAAGGAUGUUGGGAUUGCUCAAGAGACCCCAACCAGGAAAUCUGCACGAAGUUGCAAAAGACCUAAUUCUCACACUGUUGCUGUUGCUAAUCAAGCAAAUGCAGAAACUAAAGAAUCAGAAGAAGGUAGUGACGGUAAUUCUGCCAACGAACGACGUAAAAGUUUGCGUACUCGUAAAACUGAUGUUUCUAAUGAAACAGUUGCUGUGAAGAAUGAACCAGGGGCAGCGGAGCGACGGAAAAGUUUGCGUACACCUAAGAAAGUAGUUGCUACGUCAACUCCUACUGUUAAAGUCAUACGUCGUGAUAAGAAGAUAGAGAAGAAUAUAUCGGGAUCAGAAUCAACUGAUGAAAAAACUACGACAUCUGGAAGAAAUGGCAAAAAAAACGCUCCAAGUACAAUAGUUGGAUCGAGAUCCGCUCAAAAAUCUACAAAAAAAGAAACAGGGAAGAAACAUGAUCGUACAAGUGAAUCGGAUAAGGAUCCAUUCAGUAUUGAUAACAAUUUUGAUAAUCAUCCAGAACCGCUACGAAAUAUUCAGAUGGAACGUCAGUCUUUUGGAGGAUAUAAAUUCACGAAAUCUCCGGAAAAAACGCCUGCAUUACGUUAUCAGAAAACCGAACAAACAGCUAAUGAACGGCGAUCCAAUCUUAUUGGCUUGCUCCCACAUCAAGAGGUCACUACUCAUAAGUCACUUUCUGAAUUGACACUAAGCUCAGGUCGAGUUGCAAUGACUUCCUCAUUAAAGAGAAAGACGAAAUCUAUGGGCGGUGAAGUUUCAGAACCAGCUGGAAGUUCGAACGUAGAUGGAUCAAUGAAACAGGAUGAUAAUAAACAGCGGCCCAAAACCGGAAACCGAUCGGAAGAGAAACAAGCAAACUCAGCAUACAAUUUUCAGUCAUCACCGAAACAACGGAAACGUAAAAUAACUGACACAUCUCCAGCAAUAACACCAAAAAGACCGCCGAAAAUGAUAUUGCCGGAAUUGUCAGCAUUGGAACAGCUUGAAGCAGAUCACCGUCCCAAUGAACAUGCUGCAUAUAAUGUCGGUACACGGAUAUAUGCACUAUGGGAUCGCUUGUAUUAUCCGGCUCGAAUAUCGGCUGAACCGGAUGCAAGUGGUCGUUAUGAAGUAGUCUUUGCUGAAGAUGGUGCCAUACGUAAACUAGUAACAACGGGCAUUAUCCCGUUAUGUAACCUUGUUGCUGGCCGAAAGUGUUUGACAAGAAACGUGAAAGAUGAUGAAGAGGUGCUCGAAGAAGUGGAAAUCGUUGAGGCACCUUCAAGUAAUGAUGCACAAAACUGGAUGGAAGCUAUAUUCACUAUUAGAGAUACCAACAAUGAAAAUACAAGCAAAUCAUCAUGGCAAAAGUUAGUGGUAGAUAGUAAUCAAGCGAAAGCAUUGCAAGUAACAACAGUUAAUACGGUGCGUGAUGUCAAUGCCGAUAAUAUCGCAUCAACUGAAGGACGACGUAGUCGAGCCGCUCGCCACACUGCUGUUUAUAGUACCAACGUCACUCCCGUUAUGCCAACAAGAACUGCUCGUCGACAUUCCUCUACAACUGGAAAAGAGACCCCAAAACAGCAUACCAUUCCAUCAAAGACGUCGUCAUUGAAGGGCGAUGAAGCACUUCUUGAACCAGAAGAGUUGCAGGAGCAACAACAUGAAUCUUCAUCUACGAAUGGAUCAGCUAAAAAAGCACUGGAUAAAAUUUUUGACGGUAUAACAUUCGUGGUAACGUCAGCGUUACGUAAAAACCGUGAAGGUGAACAGGGAUUUAGCAAAAAAGAAAUACGUUGCAUGAUCGAAAAUGGUGGUGGAAAAGUGAUCGAUGAUGUUAUGAAAUUACCUCAGGGUAAACCGAUAUAUCUGAUCGCUGAUACCCACUAUCGUACCCAUAAAUACCUCACAGCAUUGGCACGCUCCAUUCCUUGUGUCAGUAAUCAAUGGAUCAGUGACUGUGCUAAAGAAAAUAAGUUACUGGAUCAUAUGAAAUAUAUGUUGCCUGCAGGAGUAUCUCUUCUUACUGGCGAUAUGAGACCAUGGCACUCAAAUAACGGCACUUUGUUAUCAGGAAAGCGUGUUUUCAUUUCUUCAAAUAACGUAUUCUACGAUAUGCCAAACUUUUCACAAAUUUGGACACCUAUUAUCAAUCAUAUGGGCGGCACCGUUGUACCGGUAAUUCCAGAAGAAGGGUUGGAUAUUUUAUUGACGGAUGCUAGUUGCACUGAGGAAAUUUUGAAUGUUGCUCGAUCGCAGGGAGCUACAGUCGUUUCAUCGGAAUGGAUUAUCCAAGCAAUCAUUCAUGGAAGCUUGCCAGCACCCGAAGCACAUGAACGUUUUCAGUACGAUUACAAUGACGCAUGCUCUUGA
Molecule: messenger RNA, 3159 nt
Organism: Brugia malayi
Lineage: Eukaryota; Metazoa; Nematoda; Chromadorea; Rhabditida; Onchocercidae
Gene: Bma-hsr-9
Exons: 30
Coding region: 1-3159 (1052 amino acids)
Biological process (GO): positive regulation of transcription by RNA polymerase II; DNA damage checkpoint signaling
Cellular component (GO): nucleus
Molecular function (GO): histone binding
Source: RefSeq, a predicted model, not a curated record